AUGCCGUAUCUGACGCAGCCCGGAACGCCUCCUCGGAAGAAGAGCGUCUUCAGAAAACUACGACGUGCGAUUUCAAGGACCAAAUCGAAGUCUCGAGGCACUCCGAAUGCGUUGGGCUCCAUUCCAAACCCAACCAUCGCCUUGAGGGCCUGUCCCGAUGUGGGCCUAAGCGAGCGGUUUGGCGUCGUCCCAACGGACAUGGACCUUGGACUGUGGGACAUUUUGACCGCCACUGCUGCCAGAUAUCCGAAUAGAGAGGCCAUCGUCUCUCUUUGGCAGCAGCCAUACGAUGAUGGUUACGAGAGUGACUACCGAACUGAAGAUGAGCAUCGUUGUCUCAGGUGGUCAUACCAGCAGCUCCUGGUCGAGUCCACCCGUAUUGCAAUAUGCUUGAGGAAGUUGGGCUGUCGCCCCAACAUGCGUUUGGCCGCCGUGGUUUGGAACAGUGCCGAAUGGGGACUUUUCUUUUGGGUCGCCGCCAGCCUUGGCAUGGUCUUCGCUCCCAUCGACCCUCGUGUUCCAAGCGAGGCGCAGAGCAUGCUACAGGUCUUGAAACCCGACGUCAUUGUCGUGCAAGAUGACAACGGCAUAGCCAUCAUCGAUGAUCCGGAGCUCGAUCAGCCAUUCUCGUCCCUGUGUAUCCGCAUUUGCUGCUCCUAUACCUCCCACCCAGACUGGAUUAAUCUUUGGGGCGAACGUAACAUAGAGCAGCACGUGAUGAACAUUGAGAUGUUCACCAAUAUUGAGACUGGCCAUUUUGACAGCCAGCAGGACUGCCACCAGCCCAAUCAGUUAGCCGUGGUGGUCUUCACCAGCGGGACGACAGGCAAGCCAAAGGGUUGUCCGCAUACCAAUCAGAGCAUCAUCUCCCAGACGGCCAAAUACGACCCGAACCCUGAUCCCUCCCUGGUUGACCGUUGGCUUGUACACACGCCGGUGUCGCACAUAUUUGCCAUCAACAAUGCGCUGCGGGCUUGGAGGUACGGAGGCGCCGCCAUCUUCCCGUCCCAGACAUUCAACGUUCAGGCGACGAUAAGGGCCCUGCGAGACGAGAGAAUCACCAUCAUGUCAGCAACUCCAACAUUGGUCAAAAUCUUGCUGGCAGACCCUGUGUUUCCGGACCCCUCAGAGCUCUGUCUCGAGGUUGUGAGCAUUGCCGCAACAACCAUCACACAGGACGACAUUGACAUGUGUCGCCAAGGCUUGGGCGCAAAAGACGCGAUCCAGGCUUAUGGGAUGAGCGAAGGAGCACCAACUUUGAGCUGGGCCCGCAGCGACAAGCUCCUGGUUGAUGGCUUUCAUCCAGGCGUAGGUAAAGCCCUCCCUGGCGUGUGGGUAAGAAUAUGUGACCCUGCGACGAGGGAGGUUCUUCCCUAUGGACAGCUCGGCGAGAUUCAUCUCAGUGGAUACUCGGUCAUCUCUAGCUAUCUCGACGGAGCGGAGAGCGAAUCUUUCUAUCGAGAUGGCUGCGGUACGUGGCUCAUGACAGGCGAUCAAGGCUGCAUGGACAGCAAUGGAGUUCUCUAUGUUUGCGGGAGAUACAAAGAUAUCAUUAUCCGGGGCGGAGAAAACAUCAAUCCCUUUGAAAUUGAGUCUGCAAUUGCGCAAAUUCCAGGUGUUCAAGCUGCUGCCAUUGGUGUUCCGGACAACAUGGGCGGCGAAGUUCCCGUAGCUGUAGCAAGUCUCCCCGAAGGUGUGACGAAGUCCAUGGUCAGCGAUCGUGUCGCAAUGCUCGACGCCAAGUACAUGCUGGCAGGAGUCUAUACUUUGCAGGACCUGGGUCUCGAGGCAUUCCCAGUCACCUCGAUGGGAAAGGUGAAGAAGAACGAGCUGAAGAAGGCCAUCGAGAACGUCGGCCAAGCUCCGGCAGAUGAGGUAUUCCUUGGCACGUCAAAGCCCGACGCCUCGUAUUCAUUUUUUCAUCAUAAUGAAAUAUUGAAUAAGCUGGUAGAUGCUUGGGAACAGGUUACUGGGACGAGGCCAAAAACCGAUACGCAAAUGACACAUUUGGCUGACAGCAUUUCCAUGCUCCGGUAUUGUGACGCCGUGUAUAGAUCGACGGGAAAGAGACUUUAUCUCCAAGACGUUGUGACAUGCGAUACGGUCGACAAGCAAGCCGAAUUGCUAGCGGCGCGAAGUGCCAAUGCGAAAGCCGAUGACGGCUCGCUUGUCCAUCUACCGGCCCCGUUGCUUAAAACGAACCCUGGGAGCAACACUGUAGUCUUCCCAUCUUCGUUCGGGCCAAAGACUCUAGCACCACUCCAAAGCAAUCUUGUUUCCUCGUCUGCUUUCCCAGAUCACAGAUUGCUGAAGAACGCGCUGGAAAUAUUGGGGCUGAACGAAUGCGUGGUCGAGGACAUGAUUCCAAUCAAAGAGUCUCUCCAUCGGACCGUCGUUGGCCAACGCCCUCAAUCCUAUCAUGUUCGCAUGGUUUUUCGGGCGACACACUCUGAGCCCCAGCAUGUUCGUCAGAGUUUGGAAAAGUGCGUGGCACAUAGACCGAUAAUGAGAACAAUCCUAUUUGACUCAUAUGGCUUCAAACCAUGCCAUGUCGUCAUCGAGGCGGGCCGUGAGCUUCUUCACCACCUGAUUCACGAUGUGGAGGUCGAGACCGAGGCAGAGGCUCAGGAGAGAUGGAGCGAUGACUCCUAUGAGGCUCAUUCUUCCCACUUCAUGUUCCAAGGCCAUGUUAUCAGUGUUCGGCAGAGCAAUGUGGUGUUCCUGUCUGUUCUCUUCAGUCACUCCAUCAUAGAUGCACUAUCCCUCUGGCCCUUCCAUCGAGACCUCGAGUAUAUCUUGAGUGACGCCAAUGCCAAGUUGUCGCCGUCUACACCGUUCAGGCUCUUCUCUGAUUUAUUCAGCCAGUACGAGGACAGCGAGCCAGCCCGACAAGCCGUGCUGUUCCACACAGGGAAGCUGCGUGGCAUCUCGCGGCUCCAGGACGCACUGUGGCCUCCUCAAAGGGCGCCAGGCUGGAUGAUCUCCAACGACGCCGGCUCGCAUCGUGCACGUGAGCGUGCUCUUGUCAGAGCUCAAGUGUGGGAGGGCGACUGGGAGGCAAAUGCGAAGUCGUUUCGGUACCCGCGACAGGCCCGGAUUGUCUGCCUGCCCCAUCUGGCUGAGCUGCAGCGAAUGCACGGCAUUCAGCCAUCGUUGUUCGCCAAGGCAGCGUUGGUGUUGUUCAAUACAAGGCAGACGGGGGCGUCACAUGCAAUCUUCAACACGUGGGAGAGUUGUCGGACGUGGCCAUUUGUGCCGCAGUGGAUGCAGGACAUGCUUCCGCCGGCGAUGAGCAUCGAUGGGCCGACGGCGUCGUGGCUUCUCCGGAUGGCAGUGGUGUCUAAAAACGAGACCGUGCUAGAUUUUCUUAAACGGUUUACCUCCGAAUGCGACGAAGAGAGUCGAUACGAUCAUGUGCCGUGGCAAAAGGUGAUUGAGGAGUUGCGAGACGAAGGGGCGGUGGCCGACGCAGCCAGCUAUCGACAAUCGUUUGUCUGGGACGUGACACUCGGGCUCGGCUCGUCAAAGGAGUUCAGAAACGACUCGAGAUUACUGGAGUUUGUCAGCCGAUUGGACUGGGGCGAUUGCGGCUUCUUCUGGAACAUGUUUAUGAUUGAUAGUCAGAACCUGUACUUUGUCGCAUCCUGGGACACGGCGCAGAUGAACGACAUCGAGGUCGAGGACUUUUGCGAGUGCAUGGCUGAUACGAUGCGGAAGAUUGCGAGGCCGGACAAUUGGAACAAGACGGUCGGGCAGUUGUUUGGACCGUGA
Messenger RNA from Clonostachys byssicola, 3771 nucleotides. Lineage: Eukaryota; Fungi; Ascomycota; Sordariomycetes; Hypocreales; Bionectriaceae. The record is from the annotation of a GenBank genome assembly.